Messenger RNA from Boeremia exigua, 1272 nucleotides. RefSeq lists its product as uncharacterized. Lineage: Eukaryota; Fungi; Ascomycota; Dothideomycetes; Pleosporales; Didymellaceae. The transcript has 4 exons. The record is from RefSeq and is a predicted model, not a curated record. Gene Ontology annotation, molecular function: protein binding. Bases 1 to 1272 code for a protein of 423 amino acids.
AUGUACACUCUAGAAGACGUUCCAGGAAAGGGCAAAGGACUUGUUGCAAGAAAGCUCAUUCCCAAAGGCACCCGCAUUCUCGAGGAACGACCGAUUGUCAAGACACCUAAACGCAAGAAGAGCGACGAGUGGCUGAACGCAAAUGUAGCCCAGCAAGUUGAUUCGCUGGAUGACAGUCGCAAGGUUCGUCGCCAGACACUUCAAGAAAAAUUUGGAUUCCUCUGUUCAUGCCAUCUAUGCUCCCUAGAUUCGGCAGAGAGCCAGAAGAGCGAUCAACGUUUGGCUAGAAUUGAUCAACUGGACGACCUCAUUGGCGCGAAAUGCAUUUCAGGAAACUUUUCACAACAAGCUCUUCGCUAUGUCGAUGAACGGGUUCGGCUUUACGAUCAGCAAGGACAAAGUAACUCUAGUCUGCCAAGAGCAUACCUAGAUGCCGCUCAGAUCGCCAUUGCCAACGGCGAUCUCGCCAGAGGAAGCGUGUUUGCAAGGAGGGCAGUGGAAGGAUGGCGAACAGCUCAGGGAAGCGAUAGUGAUGAGGUGGUUGAGUACGCACCAUUGAUACAAGAUCCCGCCAAGCUGCCGCUAUAUGGUAUAUCGAUGAGAUGGAAGACGUCAUUGGAAGAAGUCCCUUCGGAACUUGACUCGAACGACUUCGAAGACUGGCUUUGGAAAAGGGAACAGCCAAAGAAGACACACCAGUCAGGACAGUUGACAAGUCUUCGCUGCCGUGAUGUCUUUCCUGGCUUCGCUGCUCUUCCAUACAGCUUGGAUUCGCCAGGUUUCCAUCGAGGUUCUCAGGAGAUUUACCAAUCUUCACGUCAUUGGUGCUUUCUAGGAGAAAUCACUGAUUCGAUCACGCUCCAUCAUCUCGAGCUGGAACUCACAGAUGCCGACGACAAAAAGAUACCUUUGCACUUCAACACUGAUGGUCGAGGUAGUGAAUUCAGUAUUGCGCAGCUUCGGAAAGGAUAUACAGUCGCAAUUCUGUAUGCAGAACGCCACACAUUUAUACACGGAGAUCCUGGUAUCAAACUCAUAGAUCCAAAGAUGCUGAAGAUUUUCCCAGUAUCGUUGAACAAGUUGCUGGACCUGAGCGACCGGAUUCAGCAAUUCUCAGGCGACGCCUGUCAACGGACUGGUUGGGUUGAGAAAGGGCAUAAAACCGAUUGCAAAAUGCUGAAAGAUUCUGAUUUACGUGGGUUGUUUACCCUGGAAUGGGACAAGCUGGACACCCGUACGCACUUUCCUCUUGAUGUCACGACAACUGCCUAG